This is a messenger RNA of Brassica oleracea var. oleracea, 794 nucleotides long. RefSeq lists its product as uncharacterized. The transcript is spliced from 2 exons. The record is from RefSeq and is a predicted model, not a curated record. NCBI's taxonomy places the organism in Eukaryota, Viridiplantae, Streptophyta, Magnoliopsida, Brassicales, Brassicaceae. Bases 103 to 606 code for a protein of 167 amino acids.
UAUUGUUGGAUUUGCGUGGCAACAAUCAACAAAGGGAGAAGAGCCCAUCAAAAUCUCCGGAAGUCUUUCUCUCCUUCUUCUUCUCUAAUCCUCCAACAAAGCAUGGCCCUCCACCGCUUCUCUUUCUCAACCCUCUUCCUCCUCUCUCUCACCCUCCUCACCACAACGACCCUCUCCCUCUCCACCGUCUACGACCUCCUCCCCAAAUACGGCCUCCCGAGCGGCCUCUUGCCGGACUCCGUCACCAACUUCACCCUCUCCGACGACGGCCGGUUCGUCGUCCGCUUAGCCAGGUCCUGCGAAAUCGAAUUCGACUACCGCGUUCGCUACGACAGGACCGUGUCCGGACGCAUCAGCUACGGCUCCAUCACCGAGCUCGAGGGCAUUCAGGUGAAGCGGCUCUUUAUCUGGUUGGAUGUGGAUGAGAUCAAGGUCGAUCUGCCUCCCACGGAUUCGAUCUACUUCAAGGUUGGGUUUAUCAACAAGAAGCUUGGUAUUGACCAGUUCAAGACUGUGCAUUCGUGCGGCGUCUCUGGAUGUUCUUGGAAGAGUUUUCUCCAGCUUCCAGGAAUGGUGAAUGAAGCUGAGAUGCUAAUCACCGAGUAACUACUACUCUCAACACCACACAACGGUGGAGUCGAGUGUUAGUCAGUCAACUUUGUACAAAUACGUUCCCACGAAAUGUCAAAUGUUAAAACUCGUUUCCACGAAAAAAAAAUCUGUAUCUAGACAACAUGACUAAAUGUUUCCCGAGUUCGUUCCUCACCAGCAAAAUAAGACUGGCCGUUCAAGUU